Messenger RNA from Cherax quadricarinatus, 563 nucleotides. NCBI's taxonomy places the organism in Eukaryota, Metazoa, Arthropoda, Malacostraca, Decapoda, Parastacidae. The record is from RefSeq and is a predicted model, not a curated record.
UGCCCCAGUGUGUGGUGGUCUGUGGUGCUGCCCAGUGCCGUGAGACAGCGAUAUAACUAAUAUAUGGCAGGGGAUCCUAACCUUGUAUACUAAAGAAACAUCUUGAAAUUUGAGGAAAUGUUAUUGAGCUCCAAAGAAGCAAAGGUUCUCUGUACUAAAAUAAUAAAAAAAGCUUAGAAGUAAUAAUGAACACCAUAGGACUUUUCUGAAUAAUAAUAACGAUAACAAUAUUAUUGAUAGAGAAAAAAAGUGUGUGGAAACCAAGACUUGUAUUGAACUAAGAAAUAAUCAACCACAACAAUGAAAGAUCCACAAAAUUUACAAGCCUAACGGAAGGAGUAAAAAAAAAAGAAGUGAGAAAUUUGCAGGAAAGCCAGGCUUCUGACCUGACCCAGGUGAACCUCAGAGGUGACAAGAGAGUGGUGUGACAAGAUGGCGUUCGUGUUGCUGCCCUGUGACCUGCCCACCUGGCCUGCCGUCCAGCGUCACCUGAAUUCUCUGAAGGGCACCACCUGCCCACACCACCUCACCCAGGUGCUCUAUGCUCUACAUUCACUCUCAAA